AUGGCUAGAACCAGAGAAGAGGCGGCAUCUGCUUCUGCAGACCUCCCUGCCCGAAGGUCAUCCCGCGCCAGCGCCGAGGGCGUAAGCAAACCAGAGCCCAGUGGUCGAGCGCGUGGAAGACCUCGAUCAAAUAAACCACCAAGGGAGCCUACUGGCCGGCCGCGUGGAAGACCCAGGCUAAACAAGCCGCCAAAGGAACCUACUGGACGUCCCAGAGGCCGCCCCAAGGGUAGUGGCAAGAAAGCCGUGGAGAAGAAAACACCAACCAAGACAACGGCUACGAGAGCCGGAUCACGCGGUCGCCCGCGCAAGCUUGUUGGGGGGGAGGCGGCCGCGAUGGCGAAGACUUCUACUCCCAAGGCCAAGAAUGGACGGGGGCGGACCAGGAAAUCAGGCGACGCGACACUAGUCGCUGAAGUCGAGACAGUCGAGGAGGCGAAGCACGCGGCAGAGGAGCUGGAGGCAGCAGGGGAGGAGGGCAUGGACGUGGACACGCCGGAUGCCGAUAUCAGAGGAGACGUUGAGGAUGUCGACGACUCUGAAGAUGCUGAAGGCGAUGACGCUCUCGACAGUGAGUAG
This is a messenger RNA of Metarhizium brunneum ARSEF 3297, 579 nucleotides long. RefSeq lists its product as uncharacterized. Gene Ontology annotation, biological process: regulation of DNA-templated transcription. Lineage: Eukaryota; Fungi; Ascomycota; Sordariomycetes; Hypocreales; Clavicipitaceae. Gene Ontology annotation, molecular function: DNA binding. Gene Ontology annotation, cellular component: nucleus; chromatin. The record is from RefSeq and is a predicted model, not a curated record.